CUCGGCAGCGCUGGCCUCUCGCCUCGGGCGCCGCUUCCGCGAGCGAGCCGUCGUGGCGGGUGGGCUGAGUGUCAGGAAGCGAAGGAGCAAACGGGCCGUCGCCAGGAUGCCGCUGGGCCUGAAGCCGACGUGCAGCGUCUGCCGCACCACUUCCUCGUCCAUGUGGAAGAAAGGCGGACAGGGCGAGAUCCUUUGCAACAACUGCACGGGCCGUUCAGGGCCGCCCGCCGCUGGGGCAGCGUCCUACGCCAGCACCUCCGCGGCCUCGCAGCACAGCAACGGCGGCAGCGGCGGCGGGAAUAGCGGCGGCGGCGGCGGGGGGAAGCAGAGUAAGCAAGAAAUUCACAGAAGAUCUGCUCGAUUGAGGAACACAAAAUAUAAAUCUGCUCCUGCUGCUGAGAAAAAGGUUUCCACUAAAGGAAAAGGGAGAAGGCAUAUUUUCAAAUUAAAAAAUCCCAUCAAAGCUCCAGAAUCUGUAGCCACAAUCAUUACAGCAGAAUCUAUCUUCUAUAAGGGAAUAUACUAUCAAAUUGGAGAUGUUGUUUCAGUGAUUGAUGAGCAAGAUGGUAAAACAUACUAUGCUCAGAUUAGAGGUUUUAUUCAAGACCAAUACUGUGAAAAAAGUGCAGCUUUAACAUGGCUUAUUCCUACUACAGCAAGCCCAAAAGACUAUUUUGAUCCUGCAACUUACAUAAUAGGACCAGAAGAAGAUCUUCCAAGAAAAAUUGAGUACUUAGAAUUUAUCUGCCAUGCACCUUCAGAAUACUUCAAAUCUCGAUCAACUCCUUUUCCUACAAUUCCCACUAGGCCAGAAAAAGGUUAUAUCUGGACUCAUGUUGGACCUACUCCAGCAAUUUCAAUCAAGGAAACUGUUAGUAGCAGCUUGUAAUAUCCCUUCAAAAAAUGCUUUUAUUUAUAUUUUAAAUUACCAUCUGACUUCUAUUUAUUGUUUAAAUCUCUGCCUUUGUUUAUUUUUCAUUUUUAAAGCUGUUUUUUCCUUAGAAAAAAUACAAUUUAAUCUAGAUAAAUGAAUAUUUUAAAGUAUUUCUGCUGUAUUAGAACUCUGCCCUUAUGUUAGGAUACAGUAUACAGUAAUUUGUAUUUAAUUUGAUCAUGGGGCAGAGGGAUAGAGACAAGUAUUCAUUAAAAAGUGAACUGAAAUUAUAGGAAUUAUACGAAAUUAUAGGAAAAUGGAGGAAAAUCUUGAUACAGAUAUAUCAAAAUACUAUUUAAAAUGUUUAAUCUAAAACUUUAUGAAGAAAAAUUUCAGUACAUUUCCAUUGUUCCACAUGUUCUGUGAUAUCCUUAUCUGAAAAAAAAAAGUUACAAAGACUCCCUUACAAUAAAAUCCAUGGUGAUUUUAAGAAAAAUGUAAGGAUUAGUUCUAAAACAAUUUUGGUGGAAAAUCAUCUGUUUCAACAUGAUUCCAUUAUAAUCGGCACUUUAUUUAGAUGAUGGCUUUUGCCAGAACUUUAAUGUGAAUUCUUGAACCAACUUUUAAUUUUUGUGAUGUAUUAAUGGGGGUCCCCAACCCCCAGGCUGCAUCCCAUUUGGAAUCAGGUUUUCAGAAGUGGUGGGUGAACACCCCCAUGCAGCUGCAUUUGUGAAAGUGGCAUGUGCGCAUGCACGAAACCAUCCCCUCUUCUCCAGUCAGCCAAGCUGGAAAGGUUGACUGCUAUAUGAAAGGAUAUCUUUUUGAUUCAUUCCAAGGGUAAUCUAGAGGCUCGGGGAAAUGUAGGUUUCUAUUUCUUUACCUUAAAUCUUUGCGGAGAACUGGUUGUUAGAAGAAAUU
Notechis scutatus (mainland tiger snake) is the source of this 1792-nucleotide messenger RNA. It is a transcript of the gene GATAD1, whose product is annotated as GATA zinc finger domain containing 1. Gene Ontology annotation, biological process: regulation of DNA-templated transcription; chromatin organization. NCBI's taxonomy places the organism in Eukaryota, Metazoa, Chordata, Lepidosauria, Squamata, Elapidae. Gene Ontology annotation, molecular function: sequence-specific DNA binding; zinc ion binding. Gene Ontology annotation, cellular component: nucleus. The record is from RefSeq and is a predicted model, not a curated record.